ACAUUCCAUUCUCAAAAGAAUUUGCAAGUUCUUUUUGAAGCAUAUUUGUAACAUGGGUUUCCGUCUACCUAGAAUUAUUACUGCUAAGAAAAGUCUUCAACGAUCUUCAUCAACAGGAAAUGGAGCAUCUCCAAAGGCUGUUGAUGUUCCAAAGGGAUACUUUACGGUUUAUGUUGGUGGGGUACAAAAGAAGCGUUUUUUCAUCCAACUAUCUUACUUGAACCAGCCAUCUUUUCAAGAUUUGUUGAGUCAAGCAGAAGAGGAAUUUGGAUAUAAUCAUCCAAUGGGUGGCAUUACAAUUCCUUGCAGUGAAGACUAUUUCCUCGAUCUCACUCGGAGUUUGAAUGACUCGUGAACCAGAGAGAUUAGUAUCUAGAAAUAGAUGGUAUAUACAAAGGAUUGGAAAAGUACAGAAUGUAGAUUGUAUACAUUUUUUAAAUGGAAGAACUUGAUUCUUUGAAUUGAAAUUGUUC
Benincasa hispida (wax gourd) is the source of this 473-nucleotide messenger RNA. RefSeq names its product auxin-induced protein X10A-like. The record is from RefSeq and is a predicted model, not a curated record. NCBI's taxonomy places the organism in Eukaryota, Viridiplantae, Streptophyta, Magnoliopsida, Cucurbitales, Cucurbitaceae. Gene Ontology annotation, biological process: response to auxin.